CUGCGAAGCAAAACAUUACAAACGUGAAAGAUAGGUUAUGUCAUAACCUCACUUUAAUUUUCUUAAAACUCAAAUAAUUCUUAAAAUUAAUAAUUUAAAAUGUUAAAAGUACUUUCGCCUGAUAUAAUAUUAAAAUAUAAUAGUAAAACUUUAUCGAAAAGAUUACUUUUAACAAUUUCGUCGUCACGGCAAGAAAAAAGGUACAAUAGCUUUAGAACGACUGAAACAAACCCAUUAAAUCACACCACGAAUCAUCUUGGUCAAUUUUAUCGCAUUUCCCACGAUUUAGAACAGAAAAUUUUCCAUCAUGGUGGUUUACCUAAAUCGUUUCAAAUACAAAGUAAAACGUUUACUGAAACGUGUUUAAUGGUUCGAGAGCCUUAUGUAGAUAUCGUAAAUUGUAUAAAGUCUAUGGAUUUUUCGAAACCUGCGUUAAGAUUUGUUUUGUAUGGUAAAGAAGGAAGUGGAAAAACAUUAACAAUGGCCCAUCUUUUACACUACGCAUAUUUAUCAGAUUUUCUUAUCGUUCAUGUCCCGUGGGUUGGAAAUUGGAUGAGACGAUGUAAAGAAAGCAGUGCUUCAAUUACAAAAGAAGGUUACACAGACAUAAAUUUAGAUGCAGCAUCGUGGUUGUUACAUUUUAAAACACAAAAUGCAACUUUGUUAAAUAAUCCUGAUUUUGUUACUUCAAAAGAAUAUAUUUGGAGCAAACGUGAGAGCACUCCAAAAGAAGUGUCACUUAUAAAAUUAAUCGACCAUGGCAUUAGCAGGGUUAAAUAUGCUUCUGAUUGUGUGGUAUGUUUAGCGGAGGAAAUAAAACAUUUAUCUAAAAAAGGAUUAUGUAAAACUUUCGUGGCCAUUGAUGGAUUUAACGCAUUUUUUUAUCCGAAUACUCGCAUAAAAACCGAAAAGAAAGAAAUUGUUCAUCCUUCUAAAGUCGUCGUAACAGAAGCAUUUUUAAAUUUGACUAGAUACGAUUGGAACAAUGCUGUUUGUGUGGUUACUGUUGAUCAAUUAGUUCAUGCUGAACAGGAUAAAUUAUCUUAUUUACCGAAAUAUUUAUUGGGGAAAGAUGGUUUUGAACAUUUAGAUCCUUUCAUACCAAUUUGUGUGUCUGGUUACUCCAACAAAGAAUUCACAAGUUGUAUGGAUUAUUAUAGAGAAAGAAAAUGGGUUCCAAGUUUGCCUGGGAUGGAUGAAGAAUUAGCUUUUCUUAGUAAUUCUAAUCCCUAUAAGUUAAUGGGAUUAUGUGGUCCUUUAUAAUUUAUGUGAUAGCUUUGUAAAAAAUUGAUAAAAUUAAUAAAAUAUAAAUAUUCAAAA
This is a messenger RNA of Onthophagus taurus, 1320 nucleotides long. RefSeq names its product mitochondrial ribosomal protein S29 (gene mRpS29). Gene Ontology annotation, molecular function: structural constituent of ribosome. Lineage: Eukaryota; Metazoa; Arthropoda; Insecta; Coleoptera; Scarabaeidae. Gene Ontology annotation, biological process: apoptotic process. The record is from RefSeq and is a predicted model, not a curated record. Gene Ontology annotation, cellular component: mitochondrial ribosome; mitochondrial small ribosomal subunit.